CAUUCCACACACUCCACACACCGAGGGCGCGUUUCACAUACACAAAGCGAAGGCGAGGUCCUGAAUAGGUAGCCUGCAAAAGAAUAAGCAACGCCACAAAAGCGAGCAGCACAUUGAAGGGAGAAUACACACUGGCGACAGCUAUGGCUGCAAGUGCUCCGAGCGCAGACGACGUCCCCGUUGUCCCCGUCUACUCAGCGGGGGACGCAGAGGAGGAGGUGGAGUUCAAGCUGGACACCGAUGCCACGGCUUUCUCGGAGCAGAACGCCUACUUCCUAGCCAGGAUGUCCGCCCUCUGCUACCAAUCAAAGGACGAGGUUCGGAGCGCCAUGGAGACCCUCUCCUUCUGGGGGAAGGGCGCCGCAGCGGGUGACAACUUUCAGUGGUUUGAGGCCAACGAUGAAGUCGUCGAUAAAAGUACGUUUGAUGCCAUCCACGACACCGAGGCCUUUGUCGCGGUCAACGACGGAGCGAUAGUGGUGGUGUUCCGCGGCAGCAGCGGGGGCAGCGACUGGCUGACCAACUUCAGCAUUCUCCCGCGGGACGUCCCCAAGGAUUGGAAGCUCGAGACAACCGAGGGUGACCUGCACCGGGGCUUCGAUGAUGGCGUGAACACGGUAUGGAAUCCCGGCCCCGGCCACCCCGAAGGCAUGCUCGCGGUCAUCAAAAGGUUCUACCACGAGGAAGGCAGGAGCCGCAAGCUGUACGUCACGGGGCACUCUCUUGGAGGCGCCCUCGCAACGAUCGCCGCGGCCCGCUUGGUGUUCGUGGACGACUUAAACGUGGCGGCGCUGUACACCAUCGGUUCCCCAAGGGUUUUUGACUCGGAGGUGGCCGCCAUUUUCGACUCCAAGACUAACCACGGCACCCGCAUGAAGGACAAGUACUUCCGCGGCAGGAACAACAACGACAUCGUCACGCGCAUCCCUCCUUCUCCUUACAAGCACGUCGGCACGGAGGUCUACUUCGACCGAUUCGGUGCAAUUAGCACCACCAACCUGGUUGACCGCCUCCUUGGCCGGUGGAGCGCGAUGCUAAGGUUCUCCUUCAUCGACGGCGUCAACGACCACUCGCGCUCGGAGUACGUCAGGCUCUUCAAACAAGCAGUGAUAUCUUCGAGGCUGUCUCUCCUGGACAAGACCAGGAGCGUGGUCGUCGACGCGGUGCAGAAGGUCAUCCCCGUGAACCAAGAGGAAGUGAAGGUGAUGCAGGAAGAGGUUGAGGCCGCAAAGGAGGCGGCCUUAGAAGCAUCAACCUCGGAGCAAGAGUUCGUUCCUGAGAACAUUCCCGAACACCUUGUGCAACUUGAGGAUUGAUAACGAAGAUCCUCCCACCCCAACACACCCCCGGCACGCGAAGGGAGUGUACACGAAUGUUUCGACGUAUGCAUGUGUAAGGGAUUGUGUCCCUUGCUCUAUGGUUACACACUCGAGUUUUUCAGUGGUUGGCGCUCGCUGCCCCCAUGCAACAAGUAGGCAUUGCCACCUGCCUGACGCUGGGUGAAAUCCUACCGUUUGUCGUAGGCAAGAGAAGGUUGGGUUCAGUGCAGGUAUUACUGCCGGUGCCCGGUGCUUGAACAAUCGAUAUCGUGCACGCUACCGAUAAUUGCGCAGCAUCUGUAGGAGAUUCGCCCUCCUGAAGAAGUUUAUAUUUUGGACCCACGGAAAUUGGUGUACAUG
This is a messenger RNA of Ectocarpus siliculosus, 1679 nucleotides long. Lineage: Eukaryota; Phaeophyceae; Ectocarpales; Ectocarpaceae. The record is from the annotation of a GenBank genome assembly.